AUGGUUUUAGCCCCUAAUACAGGCGGUUUAUUUCAACGUGCUGUAUUACAAUCACCACCUAUGUUUAUGUGCAGUUCAAAGAAAUGGGCAGAAACCAAAGGUGAAAUCUUUGUCCGUUCGCUGGGUUUAGAUACUUCUGAUUUAGCGAACGAUUUAGAAUCUGUCGAGAUCGAGACUUAUUUGGAAACACAAACCUUCAUGACCACUUGGCCUAAUUUCCUGGAAGGAUUGGCUCCUGUGGGUCUAAGUGAAGAUGGCCACAUCUUACCCACUACGCUCAUUGAACACUUCUUCAACCACCCAUUACCUAAAGGACACGAACAUCUCGAGAUCAUGGUUGGCUAUACCCGUGACGAAUUUAACUUUUUUUUCCCCUUUUUGCCUAAUUUCCAAGACAUGGAUGAUUCCAUGUUUGUACGUGGAUACUUUACACAUAUCUUUGGUCACAAAAACGCGCGCCGAGCAUAUGAGUUGUACAAACAAGAAAUUGUACCUCCCAUGUCGCCACCAUCUGAAGUGACACGAUAUAUGUGCUCAGACGUGAUGUGUCGAAUCUCUACUCUCUUAACAGCCGAAAACCUGUCGCUUCAGGGCCAUAAAGUUUGGCUUUAUGAAUGGGAUUAUGAGUCCAACGAUGUUCAGAAUGUAAUCAAGGCAGCCCAUAUGGUAGAUUCUGUCUUUUCUUGGGAUAAUCUAGCUUACUGGACAGACAAUCCAUUCUUGGGUCCCGGUGAUGAGUAUGAAAGAGACCGUAUUGCUAAACAGAUCUCUUUGGCCAUAAUUAAUUUUGCAAGAAAAGGUGAUCCUAACCAUGAUGGUAUUCCCGAAUGGCCAUUGUAUAUUCAAGAUAAGGACGUACGAGACAGAAAUGCAAUGGUGUUUGAUAGAGAAAUUCGUGUAGAACACAAUUUGUAUGAUACUGGGUUACAAUUAUGGAAGACAGUUUUGAAAGAUUAUGUAAAAUGUACACAAUUCCCCAUCAAACCUACUCGACGCGUCAGUAGUAAAGAAAGUUUAUCUUCACCUGAGGAAGCAUUACAGAACAAGAAGCGUAAAUUAGAACAUACUGAAUAA
Molecule: messenger RNA, 1074 nt
Organism: Gilbertella persicaria
Lineage: Eukaryota; Fungi; Mucoromycota; Mucoromycetes; Mucorales; Choanephoraceae
Product: Alpha/Beta hydrolase protein
Exons: 2
Coding region: 1-1074 (357 amino acids)
Source: RefSeq, a predicted model, not a curated record